CGAAGCAUAGUUGACAUUUCAUCAGCUUUUUGAGAUGGAAUCUGGAGUCUCGCUACAACUGCAACAAAUAAAUGAGAGGAUUACGCCUCAUGAAGUCCAUUUCCAGGACCCAUUUUGAAACAUGAGAUUUCACAAAUGCUGAGGGUGACGGAGGCUGUGUUCUCACAUGAUGUUUGGACGUAAUUAAAAUGCUGAGGUGAACCACUUGGUACAGCAAAUUUCAGUGUUUAAGAGCAGUUGAAGCUUCGUUUCAUGCUGAUGGGUGACGUUGCAAGCUGAAACUAAAAUGCUUGGAACGUUUUAUUCCAUCAUAUUAAAUUCUUCAAGACACAUUUCAUAUUCUGCAAUGCCCUGUAGCAUUCUACCUUCGCAGGAAAAGAGAUGCAGUUUUAGCACAGAAUCCACUGAUUUUCUUUCAUGGACACAGAACGGCUGUGUAGAAUGAUGAGCUUAAAAUAAGAGUUACUGCAAUGUGUUUUCUCCCGCCUGGUUCACUGGUAAUCAUGGAAUUGCACGUAAUUCUUCUUCUUCAAGUGUGCCUCGCAUGCGAAUCCUUUGUACAUAGACAUUCAGUAGGAGCUGCAGCACCAAGUUUGGACGCAAGACCUUCAACCCUGAAAUACUCUGGAGAUAACGUCACUAUUGCUUGGAAAGAUAUAGAUUCACCAUCAAAAGACGACUGGUUAGGUAUAUAUUCUCCUCCAACUUCUGCGAAUGACCAAUACAUUGGUUUCAUCAUUCUCUCGACUUGCCCAACAUGGUCCAGAGGUGCAGGCUCCAUGAAGAUUCCAUUGGUCAACAUGCGAGGUCCUUACAACUUCCGGAUUUUUAGAGGUAUUUCUGUAACCCUAAACGCUACAAGCAGCAGGAAUGUGAAUAGAUCAAACAACAGGAGCACUACUACAGCGUUGGAUAAAGAGGGGAAUCCACUGCCAGAUGUGUCGACACUGCUCGCCAUAAGUCAAGAUAUUCAUUUCUCAAACUACAACGAGCCAACACAAAUACACCUGGCUCUGACUUCGAAUGAGACUGCCGUAAGGGUAAUGUUUGUCACUAAAGAUCCCGUAAGAAGCAAGGUUAGAUUCGGGAGCGGUGAAGAUAACCUAGAGACCACGGUUGAGGCCAAUUUUGUGACGUAUUCACAAAUUGAUAUGUGCGAUGAACCUGCAAGCUCUGUGGGGUGGAGAGAUCCUGGAUACAUACACGAUGCUGUAAUGGAGGGACUAAUAUAUGGUGGUCGCUAUUACUAUCAGGUAGGAAGCAAUGUGGGAGGGUGGAGCACAACCUAUACCUUCAUUUCUCCGAAUCCUCGCAAUGAGGAGACAAAUGCUCUAUUAUUCGGCGACAUGGGUACUUCUGUUCCUUACUCAACGUACCAUUACACACAAAGCGAGUCUAAGAAUACCCUAAAGUGGCUCAAACGUGAUCUGGAAGAAAUAGGUGCAAGACCAAGCAUUAUAGCUCACAUCGGCGACAUAAGCUAUGCUCGAGGUUACUCCUGGCUGUGGGAUUCUUUCUUCACACAAAUCCAGCCCAUAGCCGCAACAGCACCAUACCACGUUUGCAUGGGCAACCAUGAUUACGACUGGCCUGGACAACCAUUCAAGCCAUCAUGGUCAUCUUACGGCACAGACUCUGGUGGUGAAUGCGGUGUGCCGUAUAGUAUGCGGUUUAUAAUGCCAGGAAGCUCUUCCUCCUCAACUGGAUCCUCUCCGGACAUCAAAAACCUUUACUAUUCCAUCAACGUUGGCGUUGUGCAUUUCCUCUUCUACUCUACUGAGACAAAUUUCCUUCCAGGCUCUGACCAGUACGCUUUCAUUGCCAACGACUUGAGAACCGUUGACAGGAUUAAGACGCCCUUUGUUGUAUUGUUAGGCCACAGACCACUUUACACAACGGAUUACCGAGCCUUUCUGGACAUUACAACGCAGAAAUUGGUGCAAACUUUUGAGCCGCUGUUGAUAGAAACCAAGGUCACGGUGGCCUUCUGUGGCCAUGUCCACAAGUAUGAGCGGAUGUGUCCUUUGCAAAACUCCACAUGCAUGAAUCCCUCCAAGGCACACGGCGAGCUUCCAGUUUAUAUGGUUAUAGGAAUGGGAGGCCACAGUCACCAGCCCAUUGAUAUUCCCAUGGAGGGUCAUCCGGAGGCAUCGAGGUUUCCACAGCCGGGGUGGUCGACUUUUCGAACUUUUGAAUGGGGAUACGUUAGAUUACGUGCCACCAAGAAUUUCAUGACAGUAUCAUAUGUUGGCAACCAUGAUGGGAAGGUCCAUGAUCGAAUUGAGAUACCUUCUCCUGAGGAAAUAAAAGCUGGGUCUUAUGUUGAACCGCAGCAGUCUAUUUUUGAUACUGCCUUCAAAGAGCCACUCCCGUGUGGGAGAACGGGUAGCACUUUGUCAUUCUUGUUUGUAUAUGCGUUAGGGUGUGGAUUAGGAGUUGGUGGUGCGGUUUUCAAAGUUCGGAGGGAGCAGAUGAAACAAUGGCAGCUUCUUGGAUACGCAGAGGGAACUUCUACUUCUGAUUCUCGUCUGUAAUCAGUUACUUUCAAUCUUUUUGGUGGUGUUUGAGGUUUGCGUACGGGUAGAUACGAUUUAGGGUUUGGACAGUGAAACAUAUAACCAGAAUUAUGCUUGAAUUCGUGGUUCUUGCAAAUGAGCAUGCAGAAGAGCAUAGAUUGUUGCCAUACUCAAAACAUAGACUUUCACAGCUUGACUUUGUAAUUAUGUUAGACGAUUGUACAAAUUUCGUGAAUAAUGAUUUGCUAAGUCAACUGCGACACGUCUGACAUUUUGUCAAUGCUAUGAUACAAACUGUUUAGGAAUUUCGAUGUGCGGUCAACAACUAAAACUGUUGAAUGUAAACAAAUGGGUUCACCCUGUUUGAAGAAUGUAACCUAAGCUCAUGAUUUCGAACG
Molecule: messenger RNA, 2914 nt
Organism: Physcomitrium patens
Lineage: Eukaryota; Viridiplantae; Streptophyta; Bryopsida; Funariales; Funariaceae
Product: putative inactive purple acid phosphatase 2
Molecular function (GO): acid phosphatase activity; metal ion binding
Source: RefSeq, a predicted model, not a curated record